GAAAGCCUUAACGUGGCCAUCAUUAGCAGAUACAAUCGUUACAAGCAAUUUAAGUCAAAUUUGAAUUCACACCGAGCGAAAAAAAAAAGAAAGAAAAGAAACGGAAAUGUUAAGUUUAAUUACUUUGUUGGUUCUUAUCUCUGCGGUGCGUAUUCAUGGCCAGAGAGAAACAUCAAACCAGGAGGUAACUUAUAAAAUUAAUUGGUUACCCGUGUGGGAUGAUAUUGGAGGGAACGGUGGAGGCCUUGGCAGACAUCAUUCAGAGAAGGAUAUAUGCGCCUCAUCCAUAGACGGAGGUUUGAAAAAGCACAUACAACAAGCUAAGGCUUUAUUGCCUUUGGAUAAAAUCAAAGAAUUAAUCGAUGGAGCAGCUAAUGAUCCUGAAAUGAUCGCCUUACAAAAACUACGUAAGUCGCCUGAGUUUCGUAACAAAUUGCAAGCGUUACGAUCCUCCCAGGAAUAUCAACGUAUUAAGGAUUACAUCUGUCAAAUCUUACAUCUUGAUUUGAUUUAUUACAAGCAAUUUUUGUCAAUAUUCUUAUUGCCUUCUGCUGCUAACGUGGUCAAAGCUGAUGGAGAGCAAUCCUCCAAAGGGGGUAUAUAUGAUGUCAUCACGAAAAUCUAUAACAUACUUCCACGUCAAGAGUUAAUUGAUUUAUAUCAGAGACUUUUGAAAACAGAUCCCGAAUUCGCUAAAUCAAUCGAUAACAUAAAAUCUUCCGAAUUCCUUCAAUUAAUAGAAAAUCUAAAGAUUAAUGUUAAGGAGUAUAAGGAAUUGCGUCAGCAGUUAACGAACAUCGGUGUACCAAUAGACACAGUCCAAAGAUUUAUACGUACAAUUUUGGGAUGGGACCUGGACUCGAUCAUAUUUUAAAGGCGAACAAGGAAAGAAUUAUAAUAAAUACGUAUGUGAAAGUAUUUGAAGGAAAUUUUUUUAUAUGUUUUUCUACCCUCUGGCUUAUGCAAAGUUAUUAUAAAAAAUACGCUAAGUUACUUAGAGCUAAGACACUGGACAUACAAUAAAGAAGAUACAAGCAUUUAA
Molecule: messenger RNA, 1042 nt
Organism: Glossina fuscipes
Lineage: Eukaryota; Metazoa; Arthropoda; Insecta; Diptera; Glossinidae
Exons: 2
Coding region: 107-874 (255 amino acids)
Source: RefSeq, a predicted model, not a curated record